Messenger RNA from Hypanus sabinus (Atlantic stingray), 1642 nucleotides. It is a transcript of the gene kcnk13a, whose product is annotated as potassium channel, subfamily K, member 13a. Bases 363 to 1574 code for a protein of 403 amino acids. Gene Ontology annotation, biological process: potassium ion transmembrane transport; stabilization of membrane potential. The transcript is spliced from 2 exons. The record is from RefSeq and is a predicted model, not a curated record. Gene Ontology annotation, molecular function: potassium ion leak channel activity. NCBI's taxonomy places the organism in Eukaryota, Metazoa, Chordata, Chondrichthyes, Myliobatiformes, Dasyatidae. Gene Ontology annotation, cellular component: membrane.
CCCGGGACCGAGAAAAGACGCAAAAUGUUGGGAAGACACGGCGGGUCGGUCAGCGCCCGUGGAGCGAGAAACGGAGUGGAAGGCUUGGGUCCGUGAUCUCCCGCCGGGACGGCGCGUUUGUUCGUACAGUGCAGAGUCAUACAGCACGGAAAUAGGCCAUUCGGCCCAACACUCAUGUUUACCCAGAUCUCCAUCCAAGCUACUGACUGGGAUAAGAAGAGCCAGUUCAGAAUGGGGCAGUUUUAAUAAUGACUGGGUUGUAUUGAGGAUCAACAGGACCAGGUAAACGUGGAGCCUUAAACUGCCCGGGCGAGUUACAACGUUCGGUUGAGUCUUGCUGUGCUCCGCCAGUGGCAGGGGUAAUGGCUACCCGCAAGGGGUGCUUCUGCCCGAACGAGGACAAUGCUCGCUUUGUCCUCCUGGCAUCGCUGAUUGGCGUGUACCUGGUGUGUGGCGCCGCGAUCUUCUCGGCCAUCGAGCGGGACAAGGAGGUGGAAUCGCAACGCCGGUGGGCGCAGCGGAGGGAGAACUUCAGCCGGAGGUACAACAUCAGCCGGCCCGAGCUCAGCGUCUUCCUGCGGCACUACGAGGAAGCCGGGAUGGCCGGGGUGCGGGUGGACGAGACCCGGCCCCGCUGGGACUUCGCCGGCUCCUUCUACUUCGUGGGCACCGUGGUCUCCACCAUAGGUUUUGGGAUGACCACUCCGGCCACCGCUGCCGGGAAGAUCUUCCUCAUAUUCUAUGGCCUGGUGGGCUGCGCGGCCACCAUCCUCUUCUUCAACCUCUUUCUGGAGCGGCUGAUCACCGUGCUGGCCUACAUACUGAAGACCUGCCACGAGAGGCAGCUGAGGCGCAGCGGAGUGCGGCCGCAGCUGGACUGCCAGAACGGUGGGGCCAGGCUUGGGGCUAGGACUGACAGCCUGGCUGGCUGGAAGCCCUCCGUCUACUACGUCAUGCUGAUCCUCGGCUUGGCCGCCCUCACCAUCUCCUGCUGUGCCUCGGCCAUGUACACUCCCGUGGAGGGCUGGAGUUACAUGGACUCCAUCUACUUCUGCUUUGUGGCCUUUAGCACCAUAGGUUUUGGCGAUCUUGUCAGCAGUCAGAACAGGAGGUACGACCAUCAGGGAUUCUACCGCUUUGCCAACUUUCUCUUCAUCCUGAUGGGAGUGUGUUGUAUUUAUUCACUGUUCAAUGUUAUAUCCAUUGUUAUUAAGCAGUUCCUCAACUGUACCUUGAGGAGGCUGGAGUGUAGAUGCUGUCAACGGUGUCAGCGGAAACUCCUCCAGCCAGGCCGUAACACAGUGAUGCCCAGCGUUCUCCGUGCCCGGCGGAAGGCUUCCGCCGAGAGCAACAUGGCUGACUGCCGCAGGCAGUCCGGAGAGAUGAUCUCCAUCCGCGAUUUCCUGGCCGCCAACAAGGUCUCGCUGGCCAUCAUGCAGAAGCAGCUGAUGGAGACGGCGAGCGGGCACCCGCGGGCAAGCGGCCCUAGCCCCCGCCCCAACGACUUUAGCGAGGGGGUCGGAGCGCUCGCCAUCAUGAACAACAGGCUGGUGGAGACCAGCAUGGACAGAUGAAACCAGAUCCGGCCUUUGUGAUUGCUGAGACUUUCCCCAGAUGAUAAUUAAAUACUGUUCGAUUAUUA